Paraphaeosphaeria sporulosa is the source of this 1480-nucleotide messenger RNA. Its product is annotated as electron transfer flavo protein-like protein subunit alpha. Lineage: Eukaryota; Fungi; Ascomycota; Dothideomycetes; Pleosporales; Didymosphaeriaceae. Gene Ontology annotation, cellular component: mitochondrion. The record is from RefSeq and is a predicted model, not a curated record. Gene Ontology annotation, molecular function: electron transfer activity; flavin adenine dinucleotide binding. Bases 126 to 1175 code for a protein of 349 amino acids. The transcript has 3 exons.
GGUGUUCGCCUUGAGCUUCCGACGCUGGCCACCGUCUUGCGUCUUUCUUGCGUCUGCGUCCACCAACCCACUCUGCACGCCGGAAUCUUUCUUUUGUUGUGUAGCUACUGCAAUUGAAGCCCGCCAUGUUCUCAGUCGCCCGCAAAUCCGCCCUCUGCCAGGCGCGCACCCAGCUCCGCCUGUCGCAACCCGUUACCGUCCCACAGUACUCUGCCCUCGCCCGGCUCCUGUCGACACUGGCUGUCCUCGAGCAAAGAGAUGGAAAGCUUAACCCGGCAUCGCUCUCCGCCAUCACAGCCGGAACCAAGCUCGGCGGCUCGGUAACAGCCUUUGUCGCCGGGAGUGGGGUCAAGUCUGUGGCGGACGAGGCGGCCAAGGUGAAGGGCAUUGAGAAGAUCAUAUACGUCGAGAAUGGCGCGUACGAGAAGGGUCUGCCUGAGAACUAUGCUCCGCUGCUCGUCGAGAACAUCAAGAAGGGAGGUUUCACACACAUCUUGGCCGGACACUCCGCUUUCGGCAAGAAUCUGCUACCUCGCGUGGCUGCACUACUCGAUGUGCAGGCCAUUUCAGACAUCACCGCCAUCGAGAGCGAAGACACAUUUGUGCGCCCCAUCUACGCAGGCAAUGCCAUCCUUACCGUCCAAUCGUCCGACUCACAGAAAGUAAUCACCGUGCGCGGCACCGCGUUCCCGGCGCCCGAGCUUGAAGGUGGAUCCGCUGCCGUUGAAGAGGGCGUAGACCCCAAGGUUGAGAGCACUUCGGAAUGGGUAUCCGAAGACCUGGCCAAGUCAGACAGGCCUGAUCUUGGCUCGGCGGAGAAGGUGGUGUCUGGUGGCCGUGGUCUCAAGUCCAAGGAGGAGUUCGACCGCCUCAUGCCCCCGCUGGCAGAUGCACUUGGCGCCGCCAUUGGAGCUUCCCGUGCUGCUGUCGACAGCGGCUUCGCCGACAACAGCCUGCAGGUCGGACAGACGGGCAAGAACGUUGCGCCGAAGCUCUACCUCUGCGCUGGUAUCUCAGGUGCUAUUCAGCACUUGGCAGGUAUGAAAGACAGCAAGGUCAUCGCCGCCAUCAACAAGGAUGGCGAUGCGCCUAUCUUCCAGGUCGCUGAUGUUGGCCUGGUUGGCGAUUUGUUCGAGAAGGUUCCGGAGCUCACUGAGAAGCUUAAGUCGCAAUAGGCUCGCGCAUGACAAGGAGGGUCACAGCCGAAGAACGACGAACCAAUACGCCUAAACAAGGACUGCUGCAUGUCCUUGAAAAUAUCAUCUACAAAGCCAAACGAAGAUUAAGAGCCACGCGCUGCAUAAGCUGCUUUAUGCCCUGCCCGUGUGCGGUACAUUCUGCAACAGCAUAUGAAACGGUUGCGAGUAGGUUGACUGAGUUUGCGAUUUGACUGCAGCGUAGUUCUUGUAUAUACUCCUUAUACGUUCAGAUGACGCAUUUCCUCCAUUGCAGGUCGGACAUCAAACUAUUUCGUUACCUU